Molecule: messenger RNA, 1212 nt
Organism: Dioszegia hungarica
Lineage: Eukaryota; Fungi; Basidiomycota; Tremellomycetes; Tremellales; Bulleribasidiaceae
Product: kinase-like domain-containing protein
Exons: 11
Coding region: 1-1212 (403 amino acids)
Biological process (GO): protein phosphorylation; signal transduction
Cellular component (GO): cytoplasm
Molecular function (GO): protein serine/threonine/tyrosine kinase activity; ATP binding; protein serine/threonine kinase activity
Source: RefSeq, a predicted model, not a curated record
AUGUCAGGCGUCGGACUCGUCAAUGGGGUGAAGGUGUCGCCGGAUGACCCCAAUCGCGUUGUCACUGUGACGGCCCAGAACGGAAAGACGGGAAACGAGGUCUCGAUCAGCUACACCAACUGCAAGGUCGUCGGAAAUGGAAGUUUCGGUGUCGUGUUCGCAGCCAAGAUGCUGGCGAAGGACGGUGCUGCAGAUGACGGCGACUCCGAAAUUGCCAUCAAGAAGGUUCUUCAGGACAAGCGAUUCAAGAACCGAGAACUUCAGAUCAUGAGGCUGGUGGCACACCCCAAUGUCGUGGAUCUCAAGGCGUUCUUCUACUCGAAUGGCGACAAGAAGGAUGAAGUCUACCUCAACCUUGUACUCGAAUUCGUGCCCGAGACGGUGUACCGCGCGUCCCGGCACUAUUCGAAGCUGAAGCAGGCGAUGCCGAUGCUCCAGGUCAAGCUGUACAUGUACCAGCUCCUCCGGUCUCUCGCCUACAUCCAUUCGGUCGGGAUCUGUCACCGAGACAUCAAACCCCAGAACCUGCUCCUCAACCCCGCCACUGGUAUUCUGAAACUGUGCGACUUUGGAUCGGCCAAAAUCCUCAUUGCGGGCGAACCGAACGUGUCGUACAUUUGCUCGAGAUACUACAGGGCGCCGGAAUUGAUCUUUGGUGCAACGAACUAUACGACCAAUAUUGAUAUCUGGUCCACCGGUUGUGUCAUGGCUGAGCUCAUGCUGGGACAACCCCUCUUCCCUGGAGAGUCGGGUAUCGACCAGUUGGUGGAGAUCAUCAAGGUGCUGGGUACGCCGACGAGGGAUCAGAUCAAGACGAUGAACCCGAAUUACAUGGAACACAAAUUCCCCCAGAUCAAGCCUCACCCGUUCACAAAGGUGUUCCGUCCCCGGACGCCCGCGGACGCCAUUGCGCUCAUCAGCAACUUGCUCGAGUACACGCCUACUUCCCGUCUCACCGCCCCCGAAUCUCUCGUCCACGAGUUCUUUGACGAGCUGCGGGUCGAAGGCGCACGUCUGCCGAAUGGAAAGGAGAUGCCUGCCCUCUUUGACUUUACGCGCGAGGAACUCUCUACCCGCCCUGACCUCAUCCGCCAACUCGUACCCCCACACGCGGAGCCGGCGCUCAAGGCGCGCGGGAUCGAGAUUGAGGGUUUCGUCCCAAUUCCUCUGGAGCAAAUGCGUAUCAGUCUCGACAUUGAGAGGCUUAGCUGA